AUGCUUCGAUCCGUCUUUUCCCGUGCAGCGAUCCAACUUCGAGCUGCAAGUUCAAUUCCGGAAGGGAUAAAGGACAUCAAACCAAAGUACACCAAGUUGUUUAUCAACAACGAAUGGGUGGACGCUGUUAGCAAAAAGACGUUUGACACCUUUAAUCCAACUGACAACACUCUGAUCACAAAAGUUGCAGAAGCUGAUAAGCCAGACGUUGACAAAGCUGUGAAGGCAGCUUCCGAUGCUUUCCGACUUGGGUCCCCUUGGCGUCGUAUGGAUGCUGCGCAGCGGGGUAUUCUUUUGCAGAAAUUAGCUGAUCUAAUGGAACGAGACCGUGUUAUCCUUGCCUCACUGGAAGCUCUUGACAAUGGGAAACCAUAUGGUGUUGCAUACCAGGCCGACCUACCUUUGUCAAUCGCCUGUUUAAGGUAUUAUGCUGGAUGGGCGGACAAAAAUCAAGGAAAGACGAUUCCAAUCAGUGGUGAUUAUUUCACCUACACGAGGCACGAACCGGUUGGAGUUUGCGGACAGAUCAUUCCGUGGAACUUCCCCCUCCUGAUGCAAGCUUGGAAGCUCGGACCUGCACUAGCAAUGGGCAAUACCGUUGUGAUGAAGUGUGCUGAGCAAACUCCUCUGUCUGCUCUUCACGUAGCCAGUCUUGUCAAGGAGGCGGGUUUUCCUGCUGGAGUUGUGAAUAUCGUUCCUGGGUUUGGACCAACUGCUGGCCACGCUAUUUCCAGUCAUAUGGAUGUGGACAAGGUCGCAUUUACUGGCUCAACUGAGAUCGGACGAAUUGUGAUGACAGCGGCAGCUCAAAGUAAUGUCAAGAAAGUUACGCUCGAACUGGGAGGCAAGAGUCCGAACAUCGUCUUCGCCGAUGCUGAUAUGGAUUUCGCUGCCGAGCAGGCGCACCACGGUCUUUUCUUCAACCAGGGACAAUGCUGCUGCGCGGGAUCUCGCGUAUUUGUGGAAGGAAAAGUCUACGAUGAAUUUAUCGCUAAAUCCAAGUCAUUGGCUGAGAAACGAAAGCUUGGCGAUCCUUUUGAUCUGAAGACCGACCAGGGGCCUCAGGUAGACGAAGCCCAGUUGAAAACCAUCAUGCGUUAUGUGGAUAUUGGUAAGAAGGAAGGUGCUCAGCUAGUGACAGGUGGCAAGAAAUGGGGCGAUAAAGGAUUUUUCUAUGAGCCAACCAUCUUCGCCAAUGUAAAGGAUGAAAUGACGAUUGCUCAGGAGGAAAUAUUCGGUCCUGUAAUGAGCGUGAUCCGUUUCGAUAAGAUGGAAGAUCUUGUUAAUAUUGCCAAUAACACUAUUUAUGGACUAGCGGCCGCAGUCGUUACUAAGGACAUUGAGAAAGCUCUUUAUGUAGCCAAUAAUAUCCGGGCGGGAUCGGUUUGGGUAAACUGCUAUGAUGUAUUUGAUGCGGCUGCACCAUUUGGAGGUUACAAGCAAUCAGGCAUUGGUCGUGAACUUGGUGAAUAUGGACUCGAGGCUUACACAGAAGUGAAGACGGUCACAAUCAAGGUGCCACAAAAGAAUUCAUAA
Molecule: messenger RNA, 1536 nt
Organism: Necator americanus (New World hookworm)
Lineage: Eukaryota; Metazoa; Nematoda; Chromadorea; Rhabditida; Ancylostomatidae
Exons: 14
Coding region: 1-1536 (511 amino acids)
Molecular function (GO): aldehyde dehydrogenase (NAD+) activity
Source: RefSeq, a predicted model, not a curated record